UGCCUGGUGCUGGGCUGCAUGAUAUUCCCAGAUGGCUGGGAUUCAGAGACCGUCAGGGACAUGUGCGGGGAGAAGACGGGCAAGUACUCGCUGGGCGACUGCUCCGUGCGCUGGGCUUACAUCCUAGCCAUCAUUGGCAUCUUGAAUGCCCUCAUCCUCUCCUUCCUGGCCUUUGUCCUCGGCAACCGGCAGAACGACCUGCUUCACGAGGAGCUCAAAACAGAGAACAAAGAUUUUGUUGGCACUGCGAGGAUAUAA
Zootoca vivipara (common lizard) is the source of this 258-nucleotide messenger RNA. The record is from RefSeq and is a predicted model, not a curated record. NCBI's taxonomy places the organism in Eukaryota, Metazoa, Chordata, Lepidosauria, Squamata, Lacertidae.